This is a messenger RNA of Cannabis sativa, 1280 nucleotides long. RefSeq names its product protein SRG1. NCBI's taxonomy places the organism in Eukaryota, Viridiplantae, Streptophyta, Magnoliopsida, Rosales, Cannabaceae. The record is from RefSeq and is a predicted model, not a curated record. The coding region runs from base 76 to 1149 and encodes 357 amino acids. The transcript is spliced from 4 exons.
UAUAUAUUAUUGCCAUUGGUCAUAUCACCUCUUCAAAAUCAAAAUCACCUAAAACUAAUCUCAACUUAAUUCAUAAUGGAGUUUGAAAGUUGCAGUGUGAUUGUGCCAAGUGUGCUUGAAAUGACAAAAGAUCCCAAUAUGGUAACAGUUCCAAGUAGAUACAUCCAACUUGAACAAGAUCAAGAUAAUGUAGAUCUCAAUUCUUCUUCUGAUGAUUUUCCAGUUAUCAACUUCCAAAACUUGUCAUUGCCAAUCUCUCAUAACUCACAACUCUAUCAAUCUGAGCUCACUAAGCUCCACUUAGCAUGCAAGAACUGGGGCUUCUUUCAGUUGGUAAAUCAUAGUGUAAGCAAUUCUGUGGUAGAGAAAAUGAAGGAAGAAGUAAAAAAAUUGUUCGAAUUGCCAAUAGAGGAGAGGGAAAAGCUAUGGCAAAGGCCGGGAGAAGUAGAAGGUUUUGGUCACACUUUUGUUUUUAACGACGAACAAAAAGUUAAUUGGAAAGAUGACUUAUUUCUCUUUAUCUUGCCACAUGCAUUGAGGAACCCUAAUUUAUUUCCCAAACUCCCUUCUUCAUUAAGGGAAAUUUUGGAAAUUUAUUCAUUAGAAUUGGCAAAGCUAGCCAAAAGUAUAAUCUCCCAAAUGGAAAAGGUUCUUGGAUUAGAAAACAAAGAAAUUUCCAAAUUAGUUGAAGAUGGAAUGCAAUCAAUAAAUAUGAUCAAUUACCCUCCAUGCCCUCAACCAGAGAAAGUUAUAGGUGUGAAACCUCAUUCUGACACUGCAAUCCUUACCAUUCUCCUUCAAGCCAACCAAGUGGAAGGCCUCCAAGUCAAGAAAGAUGACAAGUGGGUCCUUGUGAAGCCUCUCCCAAAUGCUUUCAUUGUCAAUGUAGGAGAUAUAAUAGAGAUUUUAACAAAUGGACUAUAUCCUAGCAUUGAGCACAGAGUUGUAGUAAACCCUAAGGAGGAAAGGCUCUCAAUUGCUACAUUUCUAAAUCCAAAUUUAGAAUAUGAUAUAGGCCCAGUCUCAAGCUUGAUCACUCAACAAAAUCCUCCCAAAUACAAAACAGUGACAAGUAAAGAAUAUAUCAAAGGUGUAUUUUCCAAUGAACCUGAUGGAAAAGCUUAUGUCGAUAUUAUGAAAUUGUAUUAAACCUUAAUUAAUUACAUCUACUGUAGGACUUGAUUGUUAUUGAGGUGGAUUUUAUCCUUGCUACAAAGGCAAAAGAUACAUUACUAGUUACUAGUUACUAGUUACUAGUAAUAAUGUCUUUAUUCUUAAAA